Messenger RNA from Tribolium madens (black flour beetle), 1457 nucleotides. RefSeq lists its product as uncharacterized. The record is from RefSeq and is a predicted model, not a curated record. The transcript has 2 exons. NCBI's taxonomy places the organism in Eukaryota, Metazoa, Arthropoda, Insecta, Coleoptera, Tenebrionidae. The coding region runs from base 40 to 828 and encodes 262 amino acids.
GACCUCGACGGUUACGGUAUUUUUAGCGUGUGCGUAGCGAUGACCCUGUGCUGCUAUCGCGUAAAAAUGUCGAAACCGGAGAGGUUAAGAUUUACAAUAUACGACGAUUUGGUACUUUUACGUGAAGUUUUACAUCAAAAUCCGUACGAGAAACACGAACGAUGGAAGGAAAUCCGAGAAAUAGUCGUCAACGUUACCGGGAAGGCGUUUACGGUGCGCGCAGUUAAAGAUCAUGUCGAAUAUUUAUUGGCUUUGUUAGCAAAAGACGACAGGGCGAAUUUACGAAAGUCUGCGACGGAAGAACAGUCCGAUGAAAAGGAACAACUUUUAUUGCAAAUUGGGGAAAUGUCGCGAGGGUUUAAAAUGAAAAAUUCACAGAAAUUCAAACAGUGUGAAGUUCAAGAAACGGUUUUGACAGAACUUGAUAUAAAAGAGAACGAAUCGACGAAUUCUAGUGACGGCGAAGGAACCCAACAAAAUGUUUCAACAUUAGAACAGAGGCGUGCGUUGAAAAGGCCGUAUGGGCAGCAGUUGAAAAAUUCCAGUUUGCAAUUUUUGCGUGAAAAACAGCAAAGCGAGAGGAGCAUAAGAUUGAGGGAGUUGCAACUGGAGGAGAAAAAGUUAGCGUUGGAAGAAAGGAAGAUUGCAUUACAGGAGGCACAAAUGAAGCUGGAGGAGAAGAAAUUUCAAAUGGAGAAGAAUUAUCAGGAACAGAAGUUAAAAAUGGAGAUUGAGGAGAGGAAACGAGCCCUUGAGUCGCAAAAACAAAAUUAUUCGCUUAUAAAUGCGUUGCUUCAUAUGGUACAAGAGAAACAAAAUUUGCAUUAAUUUUGUAAAUAAAUGCUUUUAUGAGGAAAUAAUAGUUUUUAUUGUAGUUACCUCUGAUAAGGCCGACAUCGACAUGGGAAAUAAACCACAAACUGUCAUUUCGAUAGGUUGGUGUAAGAUUUGGUAGAGGAGGACGGCUCUCUGUAGAAAAUUUAGUUAGCAAAUAGUUAGAAAACUUACUAAAAUUAAAUAAAAAUGAGUACCGCUUUUUCCAACUUUGCAUCCAGAUCAAACAUUUUGUUUCCCAACAAAAUCUUAGUAAUUUCCUCAGACUACAACUACAAAAUUAUUUUUCACAUUUUCUCUACAGGUAUAUACUCACUUUUUUUUUAACGUACAUAGGUGGUAAAAAAAUGGUAAAAACUUGUAAUGCAUAAAUAGCCAAGCUUACACAAUCCAUCACGUCUUCCUCAUUGUGAUACAUUAGAUUUAAAAUGGCGAUUCCUCCGAGAAUGUCACCGAGAGUUACCACAAGAAUCGGAAUCGAAAUCAUUCGGUUGAAAUGUUUAGUAGCUUUAUAUAAAUCUGUAUACAACCCCGAAAUUAAAACGAGAAUACUUAGUGCUUUUUUUCGGUCGGUUUGUGACAAUUUUUUUGUCAAAUUUACAACAAAAUUUAAUUUUUGUCCC